Messenger RNA from Coregonus clupeaformis (lake whitefish), 1392 nucleotides. Its product is annotated as ankyrin repeat and SOCS box protein 13. Bases 115 to 999 code for a protein of 294 amino acids. Gene Ontology annotation, molecular function: protein binding. Gene Ontology annotation, biological process: protein ubiquitination; positive regulation of protein catabolic process. The record is from RefSeq and is a predicted model, not a curated record. The transcript has 6 exons. NCBI's taxonomy places the organism in Eukaryota, Metazoa, Chordata, Actinopteri, Salmoniformes, Salmonidae.
CAUCAUCCACCACUAUCAACAACGUUACUGCAGCAAUGCUUCCCUGGUCUUCUCUGCGUUUUAAAAUGCAUCAAUUUAUUCUGCAUGACUAGAGGAUAUAAUAUCUAUAGCUAAAUGGAGAUUACUCGUGCCAGACCAUCGCUGUUUGGAGAUAUAGCUCAUGGCCUGGGGUUCUGGACAGACCGUUCGGCGGUACACGAGGCAGCUGCCCAGGGCAAGGCUCUUCAGCUACAGAAGCUGAUCCAGGGAGGGGCAGCGGUCAACAUAGUGGCUGUGGACUCCAUCACCCCCCUCCACGAGGCCUGCAUACAGGGGCAGACACAGUGUGUCCGGUUGCUGCUGGACGCUGGCGCUCAGGUGGAUGCGCGGAACAUUGACGGCAGUACCCCUCUGUGCGAUGCCUGUGCUGCGGGGAGCCUGGAGUGUGUGAAACUACUCAUACAGCACGGGGCUACGGUCAACCCUCCACUGUUCACCUUCUCACCCCUCCACGAGGCCUGCAUGGGGGGUAACUCUGACUGCGUUCAGCUCAUGAUAGACGUGGGAGCUCUGAUGGAGGCCCAUGACUGCCACUUUGGGACUCCACUACAUGUAGCGUGUGCCAGACAACACUUUGACUGCGCCAAGGUGCUCCUCAAUGCAGGGGCAAAUGUGAACGCUGCCAAGCUUCACGAGACGGCGCUCCAUCACGCAGCCAAAGUAAAGAACGUGGAUCUGAUCGAGCUGCUGAUUGAAUUCGGUGGGAACAUAUAUGCCAGGGACAACCUGGGCAAAAAGCCCAUCAACUACACAAGUCAAGGGUCUCCCACCAAUAUCUGCCUAGAGUUCUAUGAAAAUACUCCCCUCAGUCUACAACAGAUCAGCAGGAUAGCUCUGAGAACAGGACUGGGCAGAAGAGCCCUGGACGACGUGUCCAAACUGGGCUUGCCCAAUCGCAUCACCUGCUACCUCUCAUACCAGCCACCACCAGAUCUGGACUUGGACUUUGACUACUUCUAACAAGCCCCGUCUUUUUAUGAGUCUGUUUUGUCUUAUGCCGAUCGAUUCCACCACAAUUAGCCUGGUCCCAGGUCUGUUUGUGUUCUUGCCAAUGCCAACUCAUUGGAAUGCUGACAUGUUUUAACCAAUUAGCAUAACAAUGGCUGAUAGCACAGACAGACUGGCACUCAGCCAAGAUGGGAAUGCAGAUGGAUAUAUUGUUUAUUUAUAGAAUGGCCAAGAUGCAGGGUAGUCAGGUCCCAGAUCUGUUUGUGCGGUCUUGCCAACUCCUAUGGUCAUUGUCAGGCUAAACAUGCUUUGACAACGACUAUAGGAGUUGUUUAUACAGUACACUAUUUUUUACUAUUUUCUACAAUAGUGAAGACAUCAAAACUAUGAAAUAACACAUAUGGA